AUGUUCGGUGGCGGUGGCCAACAACAGCAGCAGGCAAGCCCCUUUGGUGCAAAGCCUGCAGGACAGAGCCCCUUUGGUGCAAAGCCUGCAGGACAGAGCCCCUUUGGUGCAAAGCCUGCAGGACAGAGCCCCUUUGGUGCAAAGCCUGCAGGACAAGGUGCAUUUGGCCAACAGCAACAGGCAAGCCCCUUUGGUGCAAAGCCAGCGGGUCAAGGCGCGUUCGGAACAUCAACAGCUGGUCAAAGCCCCUUUGGUGCAAAGCCUGCAGGACAAGGUGCAUUUGGUGCCAAGCCAAGCCCGUUUGGUGGGCAGACUGCAAGUGCGUUUGGGCAGAAGCCCGCGGGAGGAGGCCUGCCUGGGUUCUCCCAAACACCAGGGGCAUUCGCACAAAAGCCAACCGCAUUCGCUCCCACAUCCUCGGCGUUCUCAAGGAUGCCAUCGGUGACGCCAUUCCAGCCCGCUACCCAGCAACAACCCAACGUGGGCAUGCCACAACCGCAGAUGCAAAUCCCACCCCAGUACCGCAUCUUCAAGUUUGGUGAUGACAGAGACUACGUCAUCAUGAAGCUCAACCACUUGCAAGCGCUGUGCGGCAGUGGCAACUACCUUGUUUGCGAACAGCCAAAUCAAGCAUGGCAGAAGAUUCCUGUUGAGGCAGACAACGAAUACAACAUGUUCAAGGACGUGGUGUACAACCUCAUCCCCAAGAGCGCAGACAGCGAAGGCCGGAUUGGCCUGCGUGUCAACGGCGACAUUGAGAGCAUUCGUGGGCUCAAGGAUGAAAUCGGCUCUCACAUCAAAGACAACGUGCUUGGCCUCGGCGCCCAAUACAAUGUCGAGGUCGACACCAUUCGACAGAUGCACGAUGGAUGUGUGGAGAUAAUCUUCCAAGUGCUGGACACCAACACGAAGAAGCCGCUGCCUGCGAGCGACGUCGAUGCGCAGCUCAAGAAGAUCUACAUCGAGGCGGCCGCCACCCCAACAUCAACCUCCUCGUUUGGAAAGCCGGGUGGGCUGGGCGGUGCGUUUGGCACCAAGACAGGUGGCUUUGGGAUGAGCAAGGGUGUUGGUCUGGGCGGAAAUGCCUCCAUGUCCAACGCGAGCGCAGCAAAGGUGCAGGCAAUGGAACAGCUCGGUGUUGAGACGCGCUAUGAUGCAAGCACGCAGACGUUCACCAAGAAGGACUUUUACCCGAUUGUCUCACAAACGCGCGAGCGCAUGGAAGCAACGCUUCGUCAUCCCCCGAAGGGCAUCCCUGAGUCGAUGUGGAAGGAUGCGCGGCGCAGCAACCCGGACCCGACGCAGUUUGUGCCGGUGCCCAUUUUCGGCUUCGAGGGCCUCAAGCGCCGCGCGGACAUCCAGGCGGAGGAGCAGGAGCUGCACGAGCUCAAGCUCUCCGGCGAUGUGCAGGGGAGCAUCAGCCAGCGCAUUUCGCAGCUGAGCGAUCGCCAGGCAGAGAUGCGAGCGCAGAUUGAGACCAUCAUGUCCACAGCCGUCAAGCAGUCACACCGCGUCCUCAGGCUGAUGCGGCUGGCUGCUGCCAAGGACCGCAUGGGCUCCAUCCAAGACUACAAGGCGCUGCAGACGCGAUUUGAGGCCCUGGAUGUGGACGCCACCUCCCUCUACCGCGGAAAACUCUCGGAGAUCCACGCCCGCGUCGAAAUGUACGGCGAGGAGCUUCGUUCGCAGAACCGGUCGUUUGUGCUCGCCAACACGACACUCGAAGGCAUCAUGCACCACCUCGACAUGCAGCAGGCUGGGCUGGAGCGCGUCUCCUCUGUCCUGCAGGAUGACCUGCACAAGGUCGGUGUCAUGGAGCAGGGAUACUUCUCGCGCCUCUAG
Messenger RNA from Salpingoeca rosetta, 1842 nucleotides. RefSeq lists its product as uncharacterized. The transcript has 10 exons. Gene Ontology annotation, molecular function: structural constituent of nuclear pore. Gene Ontology annotation, biological process: nuclear pore organization; NLS-bearing protein import into nucleus; protein localization to nuclear inner membrane. Gene Ontology annotation, cellular component: nuclear pore; nuclear pore central transport channel. Bases 1 to 1842 code for a protein of 613 amino acids. Lineage: Eukaryota; Choanoflagellata; Craspedida; Salpingoecidae. The record is from RefSeq and is a predicted model, not a curated record.